UACAUUUUCGCGUUCCAGCUUUCAUUUGUUCGGGGCAAAGGGCGAGGGCUUCUUUGUUUGUUAUUUUACAAGUUUGCCAUUUGGAACGCCACAUGGCUGGGCUACACCCCAUAUAUCCAGGGAGUGUGUGGGGCCACGCCUCCGCCGCCUCUCCUACCAACAUAUUUGGUGAGCCAGGACAGUGCCUAGGCGCUCCUGACCCACAGUCAGGCAGGCAGGACAGCAGUUGUAACUGGAUUGGCAAGGCAGCCGGACGUGUGACUCGGGAGCUAACUCCACCAUAAAUCAGGCGGAACCAUGGAUGACGAUACGGAUAUCUUUGACAUUGACCCGCGUGAAGUGUGGCUGGAAAAGGAUGCCAUUGGGGGAUUCCGAGUGUGGCACAUCAUAGCCGCUGUUAUCGGCAUUCUCAUGCUAAUAAUGAUAAUGGUGUGCUGCUGCAUACGCUUCCGUAUACCGCGAACCAAGCAGGAAAUCGAGGCGGACUACCAGCGCAAACAGAUAACCAAAAAGUUUCGCGAGAAGCUGCAACAGAUCAAGAACUCGGAAAUGGAUGAUAUGGAUCUGCAGAAGGUUUGUUCCCGCAUUCAGAACGAUUAUCUGAACUUACAGGCCAGCAUGGAGAGCAUGAAUGAGAAGCAGAAUGUUAAGUUUAAGAUCUAAAAGUGCCUCCCACUCCUUGGGGAAGCAGUGUGUGUGUUAUACGUAACUGUUAUAGUAUUGUGCAUCCGGCGGAGAUAGUAGUCUUAAGAAAAUGUUAGUAACCUAAGAUUGCGGCAAAUGCGUUUAAAUAUGCCACACAGAAAGUUAAUAAAUUUAGACAGGCUAAAAUAGUUUGGCUUUCAACCAUUUCUAUCGACUCGCACAUUAAGAAGGAAU
Messenger RNA from Drosophila serrata, 879 nucleotides. RefSeq names its product transmembrane inner ear expressed protein. Lineage: Eukaryota; Metazoa; Arthropoda; Insecta; Diptera; Drosophilidae. The record is from RefSeq and is a predicted model, not a curated record.